UCGGUGGCGCAUGCGCAGGGGACGGCGGGAAAGGUUGCGCCGGAGGCGCGCGCUGAGCGAGUCGCGAGCCGGACUGACGAGGCCUGAAAGGGCCUGUUCGCGGAACCGAGAGUUAGAAUUGUAUGAAAAUCAGAAGUGCUUCUUGUUGUUUUUGAGCAGAUUCCUUGCCCAUUCUAUUGUAGAGCAUCUGAAGAGCCAGCAAAAGGUCAGAGUGGCAGAAGCACAAAGAACAGAGAGGAGUGUAACCCCAGAUAUGAGCUCUACUCAGGAAGGUGAACACCCCCUUGAAAGAGCUGGAGCUGCUCCAGAGAGUCUGCCUGGAAUGGAGACAGAGGCCCAGGCUUCAAAAUCUUCACUGACAAAUUUAUCUACUGAGAUAGAGUUUUCUGAGAAUCUCCAUGAAAUCAAGUCUUGGGAAGAUAAGAGCACAGCUAACUGGCAUCAGAUGCUCAGGGUUUCAGAAUCUCAGGCUUUCAAGGCUCGGGUAUUGAAGGCCCAGGCCUGGGAGAUUCAGGCUAGUGAGGCCCACAGAAGAGCCAGCCAAACCAGGCACACCUCUGUACUGGAGAUGGAUGCUACCCAAGCCCUGAAACAGAAACCCUUACCUGAGAAGGUUCAAGCUACAGAGAAAGAAAAGUGUGAGAUCCUCUUUACUCGUCCAUGCUGGUCCAAUAAGAUUGAGUACAUUCUGACUCAAGUGGGCUACUCCAUGAAGAUAAGCAGUCUCUGGCAUUUUUUCAUCCUGUGGCUUCACAAUGGAGGUUGCAGUUUUCUCAUCAUCUACAUCCUCAUGCUGUUCUUGGUUGGGGUUCCUCUUCUAUUCCUGGAGAUGGCAGCUGGUCAGAGGAUACGUCAGAGCAGCAUUGGUGUAUGGAAGGUCAUCAGCGCCUGGAUUGGUGGUGUGGGGUAUACCAGCUUCAUGGUAUGCUUCAUCACUGGCUUGUAUUUGAAUGUGAUCAAUGUCUGGACCCUCUUCUACUUGAGCCAGUCCUUCCAGUUUCCAGUUCCAUGGGAAAAAUGUCCUUUAUUGGAGAACUCCAGUGACUUUGAUCCCGAAUGUGCACGGACGACUCCCUCCUUGUACUUCUGGUACCGGCUGACCUUGAAAGCUUCAGACAGAAUUGAGGAUGGUGGGUCACCAGUCUUCAGUCUGAACCUGUUCUUAUUGGUGUCCUGGUGUCUUAUUGGUGCUUUCAUGAUUAAUGGGCUCAAGUCCACUGGGAAGAUAAUGUUGGUCCUGGUGCCAGCCCCCUAUUUCAUCAUCCUUUGUUUCCUCUUCCGGAGUCUACUGCUGGAAGGGGCAGCAUUUGGCUUUCAACAUUUGAUGCUUGUCAAGAUAUCAGCUAUGUACAACAUGAAUGUAUGGUGUCAAGCAGGAAAUCAAGUCUUGUUUGCCUUGGGUCUAGGCUUGGGCCCUGUUGUCUCCUUAUCCUCGCACAUGUACCCAUCCACCAACUGUCUCAGUGAUGCCUUGAUUGUGGCUCUGGUCAACCUGUUCACCAUGCUGCUGGUCACAUCUUUUUCCUUCUGUGUCCUGGGCUUUUGGGCUACAGUUAUCACGCACCGCUGCAGUGAGAAGAAUGCUGAAACACUUGUAAAGCUGGUAGCCAUGGGGAAACUGCCUCUUGAGGCCCAGCCUCCUCCAAACCUGACUGCUAACCCAACCUCUGUCUUCAACUCCUGGCUCAACAGCCUUCCCCAGCCCAUCAAGCAUAUGGUCUUUGGCUACGUGACUGAAUGCAACUUAGAGAAACAGUUUUUGAAGGUUAAGGAGGGUCCAAGUUUUGCAUUUGUGGCCUUCAUUGAAACCAUGUCAUUCAUCCCUGGGUCUGUCUUCUGGUCCAUCCUCUUCUUCCUGCUUUUGCUGAUUUUGGGGCUGAUCAGCAUGAUAGGGAUCAUGCAAGGAAUCCUCAUUCCAUUCCAGAACACCUUUUCUUCUUUCAGGAAAUCUACGAAACUGCUUACAGAUCCAAUGUUUCCUCCAGUGGUUGUCUUUGGGUUCAUGUUCCUGUGUGACCUCUUCUUCACUCGACCUUCAGGCAUCUACUACAUCAGACUGCUGAGUGAAUACUGGAUAGUCCUCCCCAUAAUCAUCACCAUCAUACUUGAAAACAUGGCUGUGGGCUGGGCCUAUGGGGCCAGGAGUCUUGUGUCCCUUCCUCCCAGGUUCCUUGAAGACUUGGCGAUCGUAUGGGGAUCCCCCGCCUCUGCCAUCAUUCGUUGGCUGUGGUGCUUUCUGUGUCCAAUUGUACUGGUAGCCCUCUUUGUGAUUACUCUGAUUCAUCUAUCUCUGAAGAGUAUCACCUAUGUGGCCUGGGACUCAAGCAGUUCAAAAGAGGUCCUUCGACAAUACCCAUCAUGGGCACUGCUUGUGAUGAUUGCCCUUUUUCUCAUUGUCAUCCUCCCCAUCCCCACAUAUUUUGUAUACUGCCUCGCCCACAGGAUUUCCUUCACUUCCACAAGCCAGGGCAAGCCUAUAAUAUCCUUCAAAUCCUUACCCUUAAUCCAGCCAAAACCCAGUAAAGAGGUCCACAAGGAGGAAACCCUCUAAGGUGAAAUCAAGUUGGUGGUCAUCCUGUUGUGUGAUUGCUUAACCUCAUUCAUUCGACAUCACACAUUCCUGGAAACAGCAUAAUAGGCAACUCCUAAUACCAAUUUGCAACUGUUGAUGUCCUCCGACCCAGAACUGCUUUUAAUCCUGAGUAGAGGCAUUAUUUGGUGGACUCCCGGGGCCUCACUUUGCAGCCCCCUCCCAGACCCCAUCCUCCCUGGUUACUACUGUUCAUUGUGUUUUCCCCAUCUCUCCCUCAGUAUAUAUAUGCCCAUUAUAUAUAUAUUGUCAGUAAUGCCUACCAAACCUGCUUCUUGACUGGUCUGUCCAGCUUCUGAAAGGGAGCUGGAGGAGUAAUGCUGUUGGUCAAUAAAUCAGUCCAUUGGGACUCCUAGUACUGGG
This is a messenger RNA of Canis lupus familiaris (dog), 2953 nucleotides long. It is a transcript of the gene SLC6A16, whose product is annotated as solute carrier family 6 member 16. NCBI's taxonomy places the organism in Eukaryota, Metazoa, Chordata, Mammalia, Carnivora, Canidae. Gene Ontology annotation, cellular component: membrane. The transcript has 14 exons. Gene Ontology annotation, biological process: sodium ion transmembrane transport. Bases 11 to 2551 code for a protein of 846 amino acids. The record is from RefSeq and is a predicted model, not a curated record.